Molecule: messenger RNA, 3717 nt
Organism: Vanessa atalanta (red admiral)
Lineage: Eukaryota; Metazoa; Arthropoda; Insecta; Lepidoptera; Nymphalidae
Gene: Patr-1
Exons: 17
Coding region: 74-3151 (1025 amino acids)
Biological process (GO): P-body assembly; deadenylation-dependent decapping of nuclear-transcribed mRNA
Cellular component (GO): P-body
Molecular function (GO): RNA binding
Source: RefSeq, a predicted model, not a curated record
GGCGCCAGCGCCGUUGCGACACAGUAGCGUGACAAGUCAUGUCAUUUCUGCCCAUGAUAUAUGAAAAAAUCCAAUGGCAGAUUCUUUUUUCGGGUUCGAUACUUCGGUAUCGAACUUAAAUGACGACGAAGGCGGUGGAGAGCCAUCAGAGGAAGAGUAUGAUGCUCUCAACAAUGAGACCUUUGGUCAAGACUCGGAAGAAUUCGAUUGGGAAGUUGAACACGAACAUCUGGCUGAGCAACUUGAAAGUAGUCGUCGGAACGCAGCACUCGACGAGGCUGAUUCUCGACUCGAAGCAUCGCUGUCUCAGCUAGUGUUGGACGAAACGGAUGCGCCACAGACUAGAAGUCUCGGCUCGAGCGUGUGGCGUCAUGAUCUUUCUUUCCCUGCGCCAACGCCGGUACCUACACUUAAAAAUGUCUGCACGGUGGAAGAGUUGGAGCGACAGCUGCGCCAAAAUCAAGCGCCGCAAAACUACUCACAGAACUAUUUUCAGCCAAGAUUUCCACCGGUUAUCCUUCAAAGGCCGCCAGGACUUCAAGCACCAGUACCACUACCAUUUGCCCCACAGCAAUCUAUGGCUCAUAAUAUGAACCAAAUGAACCAACCAUUGAAUAAGAUAAUCGGGCAAAAUUCUCAAAUGAAUCAAAACCAAAUGAUGAAUCACAUGACUCCAAACAUGAAUCAAAUGGGACAAAAUAUGAACCAAAUGGGACACAAUGUGAACCAGCUUGGUCAAAACAUGAAUCCUCUUGGGCAGAAUAUGAAUCAAAUGGGACAAAAUAUGAACCAAAUGGGGCAUAGUGUGAACCAGUUCAUGCAAAAUUCAAAUCAAAUGAAUCAGUUUCAAAAUAAUCAAAUGGGCCAAGGUAUGAUGAAUCAGAUGCAAAACAUGAACGUCCAUCACCAAAACAAUCAAAUGAUGCCAAAUCAGAUGGGCCCAGGCAUGAAUCAGAUUGGUCAAAAUAUGAACCAAAUGGUGCAAAAUGUCAACCAGAUGCCUCCCAAUAUGAAUCAGAUGGGGCAAAAUAUGAGUCAAAUGGGUCAAAAUAUGAAUCCAAUGGGGCAAAAUAUGAAUAAAAUGGGACAGAACAUGAAUCAAAUGGGGCAAAAUAUGAGUCAGAUGGGACAAAAUCAGAUGAUGCCAAACGGUAAUCAAUUUGGUAUGAAUCAGUUUCCACACAUGAUGGGGCAACCUAGGAUGAUGGCGCCCCCUCCUGGUAUCGGCAUGCCAAGACAGAAUUUUAGCCCUAGUAUGAAUCAAUUUAAUCCGAAUUUUCGUGGACCAUCAAUUCCAAAAAACGACCAGACAAUAUCACAAUCCAACAUGGUUAUGAACCAAAUGAAUAAACCGCAACAAUUGAACCAACCGAUCAAACCGCCAAAUCAAAUAACACAAUCGCCGCAGAACAAAAUUCAGAAGCCGGUCCAAAAUGUUCAGAACAUGGGCCAGAAUGUGGUUCAAAAUGUUCAAAAUCAACCAAAGUUGAAGAGUCGCGUGUACAACAACUCAAAGAACCUGACCUCACAGAACAUGGUGCAAAUAAUACAGAAUACUCAUCCUAUGCUUCAAUUUAACAAUAGUUACCAUAACGCGAGCCAUCAUCCGAUGUUGAACAACCGGAAUCUGUUCAAUAACCAGGUUAUGAAUAAUCAUAACAUGAUGUUCAAUCGACAAAAUGGCACGUUUAGUAAUGCUAAUAGACAUUCAAAUAGCGACGAUAGUGCAAGCGACACGGAUGACUACGCUGGCCUCAUGACGCAGAGGGAGAAACAGUGGCUGAUUAAUAUACAGAUGUUGCAAUUGAACACAGGAACACCCUAUAUACACGAUUUUUAUUAUACGGUCUUUUUAGAGAGGCAGGCUAACAAAGAAAAGGAAGGCGUCAAGGAAGCACACAAGGCCAAUCAGCAGAACCAUCCGUUCUAUAGUGGGGCGGUGAAGCAGGAGAGCGAGGCGCUGCGGCCGCGCGAGCGCCACAACUCGCACCGCCACAACUCCACGGGCGACGACGCGCCGCGCGCCUACGUGCCCACGCAGUUCGAGAACUCGCUCGGGAAGCUGCAGUGUGGUAGCGUGACGGCGCCUAGGAAGAUAAUCGACGUGGAGGUGGUCGCGGAGCCGGCCUCCGGGAGACAGUCCCGGGCUCCGAGUGUAGCCAGCACCACGAAUCCUGCUGAGGUGCCACGCGAAGUCCGCAGAACGAAACAACUCUUACUGGAUAUAGAAGCGUUAUAUCUCAUACUGCUAAGACUUGAAGAACUCAACGAUCCACUGGCUAUAUCCAACGCGCUUAUAUUAAAAGAAAGAGAAGAGAAACAGAAACAACUUGAACUGGCCCAGAAGGAAGCGGAGAUUGAACAGGAGGAAGAUUCUAAUCUUUUCCUCAAGAACAUAGAAUCCGUACAAAGGAGACCCAAACAGGAGAGUCCCAAAAACGAGUGUAUUGACAAGAGACAGGUAGUUAACCUGGCGCUAUGUCAGAAACCGGCACCGAUCAAGAAUCUCCUAGACGAGGACAAGGAUGAACUGCUAAACAAGAUGUUCUCCGGGCUUCUGCACAGCGAUCGACUACCGCAGAUGUUGACCGUCAGGAAAGGCAGGGCGCUGCUGGUGCGCUUCCUGCGGCGCGCGCCGGUGCCGCACGCGCGGCUGCGCCAGCUGUGGGCGCGCGUGCUGCGCGCGCUCGCGCCCGCCGCGCGCCGCGACGACGGCGGCCUGGCCGCGCUCGCGCACCACUACCGCCGCUACAUUCAGAGUACGUCAGGAUGGUCUGCGGUUAUAGAAUCAUGCAGCUUCCUCUCCGAAGCCUUGGACCCGGCGAGGACACCUCAUGUGUUGACUACUUCUCUGACUCUAAGCUGCGUCUGCGCACUGAUGGAGCGCGCCAUUGUCCUCGUGAACACGCCCGAAGCGACCGCCAACGAGAGACAGUGGUACAAAUUCCUCAAGACCCUCGCGAGGGCGCUCAAAAACACGACCCUCAUCGUGGCGAAACCGAUACAACCUCUCCCCGAAGCGAAGGUCUUGCACCACAUCAAACAGCUGGAAUCCAGGUCGACGAUAGAGAUCUUACAGCGAGGUAAGGCUGCCGACUUUGAAUUGACGAAGACUGACGUGUCCGAGCAGUUGGUCAAACAUUUGUGUUGAUGUUUGCCGAAAAUAUGUUAUGAAUGUACGGGUCUGGUCGGUUUGGUCGAAUGUCUGUUCAAGAUUAGUUGAAUUAUUGAUUAGCCUAAUGGAAAUUAAAUGCUUUCAUUUUGUAUUAAAUUUUUUAUAAUUUAUUUCUUAUUCUAUAGAAAAUUACGUGUAGUUUUUAAGUAUAGCGUUCUAAAGAUGUUGACGAUUUUACUAGUUCGACCCGUCCGACCGACCCGUUCGCGUCGACCGUUGAGUCGCGAUCGUAUUGCGGCCGUAAGGAAAAUAAAGCGGUUUACGUUCGAUUAUAGUUAUAUAUUUGUAUAAAUGAUUUAUUUUUGCGAUAUUUUUCUUAUGGUCUUGUAAAAAUUGUAGAUAGUAGAUAUGUACUGAUUUGUACUCUAUGUAAUUGAUUUUAAAGUUUAAUAUCGGGUGACUAUGAUUAUCGAAUCAAAGAUUAUCUUUUUCUACGUUGACUAGAUAUCGCUUUUUGGUAAAGAAACGAGAAAUUUUUACAUAAUUAUUGAGUAAAAAAACGAAACGUAUAAAUUUCUUGGAAUGUAAAAAAAAUUAAAAAU